AUGUUCUUUGGUCACAGUUCCAUAUGCUUUUCUGCAAUUAAUCGACUAUUUUUGAAUGCGGAGAGAUCGAUAAUGUCUCGAGACUGGAUUGUUAAAAUUUUGGAUUCAAGCCGGUUGAGCCGACAGAAUGCAACACUAACUAGUCUGGACCAAUUGAUCAAUGUGUUGGCGCCAAUUGGAAUCGGAGUCUCUGGUGUUUGGAUCUCACCAUCACGCAUUCAAUGCAACUGUUCCUGA
This is a messenger RNA of Caenorhabditis briggsae, 237 nucleotides long. The record is from RefSeq and is a predicted model, not a curated record. The coding region runs from base 1 to 237 and encodes 78 amino acids. Gene Ontology annotation, biological process: iron ion transmembrane transport. The transcript is spliced from 2 exons. Gene Ontology annotation, molecular function: iron ion transmembrane transporter activity. Lineage: Eukaryota; Metazoa; Nematoda; Chromadorea; Rhabditida; Rhabditidae. Gene Ontology annotation, cellular component: membrane.